CCUUCCUUCGUUUCUUUUUAUCUCUCAAAAGAAAAAGCCCACUCCUGUGCAUCCCAAACUGAGGAUCUCCUUUUCUCUUUAGUCCCAUAUAGCUCUUUCUUUCCAUUGUUCCUUUCUCUCUUCAUCUCAUCAUUUCACGGGCUAAUCACUUAUUGGGGACAAAAUGGCAAAUUCGGCAUCUGGAAUGGCAGUGAACGAUGACUGUAAGCUGAAGUUCUUGGAGCUGAAAGCAAAGAGGAACUACCGUUUCAUUGUGUUCAAGAUUGAUGAGAAGAUUCAGCAGGUGAUGGUGGAGAGGCUUGGGAAUCCUGAAGAGAGCUAUGAGGAUUUCACUGCUUGCUUGCCAGCCAACGAGUGUCGCUAUGCUGUCUUUGAUUUUGAUUUCACUACUGAUGAGAACUGCCAGAAAAGCAAGAUUUUCUUCAUUGCAUGGUCUCCUGACACGUCCAAGGUGAGGAGUAAGAUGCUAUAUGCAAGCUCCAAGGACAGAUUCAAGAGAGAGCUUGAUGGAAUUCAAGUGGAAUUGCAGGCAACAGAUCCGAGUGAGAUGAGCAUGGACAUCAUAAAAGGGCGAGCCAUCUGAAUAUUAUUAUCGUCCUCUUCCUCAGCCUUCAUAAGAUUAGCUGUUUACCUUCUUUAAUUUUGCGGGUGGGAGAGUUUUCCAUUAAUCGAUGAUGAUGACCUUUGGGCGGGCUUAGACUCUAAACCGUUCAAGGAUUUUUUUUUUUUUUUUAUACUAU
Molecule: messenger RNA, 740 nt
Organism: Nelumbo nucifera (sacred lotus)
Lineage: Eukaryota; Viridiplantae; Streptophyta; Magnoliopsida; Proteales; Nelumbonaceae
Product: actin-depolymerizing factor
Biological process (GO): actin filament depolymerization
Cellular component (GO): actin cytoskeleton
Molecular function (GO): actin binding
Source: RefSeq, a predicted model, not a curated record